AUGAAGAGUCCUGAUCGACCUAAACCAUAUUUUCGAUUCUCUUCUUCUCCCUAUUCGUUCCCUUUUACCCUCAAUCCAACGAUUCAGAAUCCGCAACAGCUCGGCUACGUUCCGGUUAAACAACAACACGACCCGAAGCAAAUGAUCUCGUUUAGUCCUCAACAUCCACCAAUUUUAAACACGGAUAGAGGAGGAGCUUUGGUACAGGAUCAGCAGAAGCAGUAUAUGGUAAAGUAUUGGAGCGAUGGUGGUUUGAGAGAGGACGGGAUGGCGGAAGCAUGGUUCAAUGCGGUAACAGCUGGAUGGGGUCCUGAAAGUCCUCUUUGGGAUGAUUUUGCAGAAAACUAA
Molecule: messenger RNA, 348 nt
Organism: Arabis nemorensis
Lineage: Eukaryota; Viridiplantae; Streptophyta; Magnoliopsida; Brassicales; Brassicaceae
Source: the annotation of a GenBank genome assembly